AUGGCCAAGAAUAAUCUCACCACUGUAACUGAGUUUAUUCUCAUGGGCUUCACUAAUUACCCCAACUUGGCGAUUCCCCUCUUCAUGGUGUUUCUGGCUUUCUACCUAGUCACCAUGCUUGGAAAUUUAGUCAUGAUCAUUCUGAUUCAGGUGGAUACCAAACUUCACACCCCUAUGUACUUCUUCCUGAGUCACCUCUCUCUGCUGGAUGCCUCCUACACUUCAGUCGUCACCCCUCAAGUCCUAGUCACACUGGCCACAGGACAGACAGUCAUAUCCUAUGGCCAAUGUGCUGCCCAGUUCUUCUUCUUCACCAUCUGUGUAGGGGUAGAGUGUUUCCUGCUAGCAGUGAUGGCCUAUGACCGCUAUAUUGCUAUUAGCAACCCACUGCUGUACACAGUAGUUAUGAGUCCCAGAAUCUGCUGGAGUUUGGUGGUGGGAACUUAUGUCUGUGGGAUAUCAGGGGCCAUCCUACGGACCACAUGUACCUUCACCCUUUCCUUCUGUGAUGAUAAUCAGAUCAACUUCUUUUUCUGUGACCUCCCACCACUCUUGAAGCUCUCCUGCAGUGACACCACGAAUGCUGAGAUUAUUAUUAUCUUCUUUGGUAACUUUGUGAUUUUGGCCAAUGCCUUGAUCAUUCUGCUUUCCUACCUGCUCAUCGUCAGGGCUAUUCUGAGGAUGAAGUCUUCUGGUGGCAGAGCCAAGACUUUCUCCACAUGUGCCUCUCACCUAACUGCUGUGUCCCUUUUCUUUGGGACCCUCAUCUUCAUGUAUCUACGAACUGGUUCAGAGAAAUCUUUGGAGGAAGAGAAGGUGGUGUCGGUCUUCUACACUGUAGUCAUCCCCAUGCUAAACCCUCUGAUCUAUAGUCUGAGAAACAAGGAUGUGAAAGCUGCUUUCAGAAAGGUCAUUGGCUGA
This is a messenger RNA of Suncus etruscus (white-toothed pygmy shrew), 921 nucleotides long. Its product is annotated as olfactory receptor 9I1. Bases 1 to 921 code for a protein of 306 amino acids. The transcript has a single exon. The record is from RefSeq and is a predicted model, not a curated record. Lineage: Eukaryota; Metazoa; Chordata; Mammalia; Eulipotyphla; Soricidae. Gene Ontology annotation, cellular component: membrane. Gene Ontology annotation, molecular function: G protein-coupled receptor activity; odorant binding; olfactory receptor activity. Gene Ontology annotation, biological process: G protein-coupled receptor signaling pathway; sensory perception of smell.